Messenger RNA from Larimichthys crocea (large yellow croaker), 4364 nucleotides. It is a transcript of the gene bicd1a, whose product is annotated as bicaudal D homolog 1a. The record is from RefSeq and is a predicted model, not a curated record. Gene Ontology annotation, biological process: microtubule anchoring at microtubule organizing center; protein localization to organelle; positive regulation of receptor-mediated endocytosis. Gene Ontology annotation, molecular function: cytoskeletal adaptor activity; dynein complex binding; dynein intermediate chain binding. Lineage: Eukaryota; Metazoa; Chordata; Actinopteri; Sciaenidae. The transcript has 10 exons. Gene Ontology annotation, cellular component: Golgi apparatus; cytosol. Bases 257 to 2896 code for a protein of 879 amino acids.
CAACACUGACCUGGUUUCAAUUCAGCCAUUAUGGUUGCUUCAGUGUCAUUUUCCUGCUGUUUAUAACAUCUUUGAGGUAAAUAUUUGUUAUUUAUAUAUCUAUUAUAUAUUGCCUGCCUCUCUGCACUGGCUCUCAGAGGAGAGGGGGGCGGAUAUACAGCAUCUCUCAGCCUCCGCCCGCCUCUGUGGCUGUGUCCAAAAUAGUGGAGACAGUGGGAACCGCAGACCGACAGGGGGACAGACAGAGAGUGGGGCGAUGGCCGCCGAUGGAGGAUGCGGGGAAUCGGUGGAUCAGUACCGGGCCGAGUUGGAACGGCUCACCCAGGAAUUGGCCGAAGCGAAUCGGGAGAAGAUCAGGGCUGCGGAGUGCGGUCUGGUCGUCCUGGAAGAGAACCAGGCUCUGAAACAGAAGUAUGGAGACCUGGAGAACGAGCAAGAGACUCUCAGGAAGGAGUUGGAACAAUUACAGGAGGCAUUUGGCCAGGCUUACACCAACCAGCGUAAGGUGGCAGAGGAUGGGGAGACCAAUGAGGAGACGCUGCUGCAGGAGUCAGCCUGCAAGGAGGCCUACUACAUGGGCCGUCUGUUGGAGCUGCAGACGGAGGUGACGCUAAGCCGUUCUGUGGCGUCCAACGCCCAGGCUGAAAACGAGAGGCUCAAUGUGCUCGUGCAGGAGCUACGAGAGAGUAACGACACGCUUGAGCUACAGAGGAACAGAAUGAGGGAAGAGAUCAAGGAGUACAAAUUCAGAGAGACCAGGCUGCUCCAGGAUUACACAGAGCUGGAAGAGGAGAACAUCACCCUGCAGAAACUGGUGUCUACACUCAAACAGAGCCAGGUGGAGUAUGAGGGACUGAAACAUGAAAUUAAGGUAUUGGAGGAGGAGACGGUACUGCUCAACAGUCAGUUGGAAGAUGCAUUACGCCUGAAGGACAUUUCUGAGGGUCAGUUGGAGGAGGCCCUGGAUGCCCUCAAGAGUGAGCGUGAACAGAAGAAUAAUCUGAGAAAGGAACUGGCCCACCACAUUAGUCUGAGUGACAGUGUCUACGGAGCAGGGGCCCAUCUGGCACUCACCGUCACCGGUGUCGAGGGCCUCAAGUUCCCAGAGGAGACCAACGUAACAAACGGCACCAACGGCAGUGCCAUCCCUGCUGCUAAUGGCAACAAUGAGGACAGCAACCGCCGCAACGGCCACCUUCAUACUGGAACCGGAAUGGCUAAGAUGAAUGGGGACUACAGACCAGGCCGGAAAGGAGAAGGCCUGCACCCUGUGCCGGACCUGUUCAGUGAGCUCAACCUGUCAGAGAUGCAGAAGCUCAAACAGCAGCUGCUACAGGUGGAGUGUGAAAAGGCAACGCUGCUCAUGAACCUGCAGGAGUCACAGACCCAGCUGCAGCACACGCAGGGCGCCCUGACCGAGCAGAAUGAGCGGGUCCACCGCCUCACGGAGCAUGUCAAUGCCAUGAAAUGUCUCAAUGGAGACAAAGAGCUUGAUGACUUGCAAGAGAGUGAGAAACCUGACGGUGGCUCGCCACCAGCCAAUGGUCACCGUGAUCCCGAUAUCCAUGGGUUCGAGAUCCUGGAGUGUAAGUACAAGGUGGCAGUGACGGAGGUGAUUGACCUGAAAGCAGAGCUCAAGGCCCUGAAGGAGAAGUACAACCAGGCUGUGGAGGGGCAGGUAGACAACCACAGUGACGACAGGGUCCAGGCACUGAGUGAACAGCAGGUAACUCAUUUGGAGUGUAGUUAUCGUGAGAGCCGCGAGAGGGUGGCAAGCCUGGAGGCAGAGCUUCGAGCAGCCACGAGCACAGCCACAGAGAGUCAGGGCAUGCUGAAUGCAGCACAGGAUGAGCUGGUAACCUUCAGCGAGGAACUGGCACAGCUUUACCACCAUGUCUGUCUGUGUAACAAUGAGACACCCAACCGCGUCAUGCUGGACUACUACCGCCAAAGCCGCGUUACACGUAGUGGCAGCCUGAAAGGCUCAGACGACCCUCGGGCUUUGCUCUCGCCUCGCUUGGCACGACGCCUCGCUGCAGCAUCUGCAGCCUGCUCCUCUGAGUCCCCGCGCAGUCCCAUGGACUCCCCAUCCAAAGACGCCCAUCACAAUGAGACAACAACCAACACAGCAGACUCUUCAUCCUGCCAUAGUAGCCCCACCCGCAACAACACGGGCUCCCCAGUCAUCAGCAUCUCUCCUUGCGCAUCUCCAGUGCCGUCAGAGGCAGGUGGGGACCUGAGGAAGGAGCCCAUGAAUAUCUACAACCUGAACGCCAUCAUCAGAGACCAGGUCAAACACCUCCAGAGGGCUGUUGACCGCUCAUUGCAGCUAUCUAGGCAGAGGGCUGCAGCCAGGGAGCUGGCACCUAUGCUUGAUAAGGACAAGGAGCUGUGCAUGGAGGAGAUACUCAAACUGAAGUCCCUGCUUAGUACCAAGAGAGAGCAGAUAGCCACACUCAGGCUGGUGCUGAAGGCCAAUAAACAGACUGCUGAGGUUGCGCUGGCAAAUUUGAAGAGCAAGUACGAGAACGAAAAGGCGAUGGUGACAGAGACCAUGAUGAAGCUGAGGAAUGAGCUGAAGGCCCUGAAAGAAGAUGCCGCCACCUUCUCAUCUCUCAGGGCCAUGUUUGCCACAAGAUGUGAUGAAUAUGUUACCCAGCUUGACGAGAUGCAGAGGCAGCUGGCUGCAGCAGAGGAUGAGAAAAAGACAUUGAACUCCCUCCUGCGCAUGGCCAUUCAACAGAAAUUGGCCUUGACCCAACGGCUGGAGGAUCUGGAGUUUGACCACGAGCAGACCCAUCGUGGACGUGGCGCUAAAGUACCCAAGAUAAAAAGCAGCCCGCCCAAAAUUGUCAGCAGCCUGCUGUCUCAGUACCGUCACUCUCCCCACAACUAAGGCGAGGGAGAGCCUCCCUAGCCCGCAGUCCUAAAAUUUUGGCCGACCUCCAGGAACACCACGCUGUCUUGUCCAACAGCAGUACCCUUCUCUCCCCCUGCGACCCUCGUAACUGUCUGGCCCAGCAACCCCAGCCCCCUGGCACCUAACCUUGCUGCUCUAGUCCAGGCCUGGGCCUCGGUCUGGAAGGAGUCAUGCAGAGACAGAGACAAUCUAGACGAGGGUUCCCUCAGAUUAACUCCCCUCAACCUAGCAGUCCAACCUGGUGCUUACUGAACUCUGUGACCCCCACCCAAGCGCUACAUGGUCUGGCCCUCGGCAGGCCUCCGGGUUACCUGGGUCGCAGAAGAAGAGCAGGAAGCUCUUUUCUGUUCUGAAAGUGACAUCCUGUCCUAGAAAGGACUGAACUGGGACUCAAAAUGUGACAAAUCACGGGAAUAUUUCACCUUAUUCGUAUUAGUAUUUAUUUAUAAUUUAUUUACUCUAUUGAUUAUUUAUUUACAUAUUGAUUUGUGACAAGUUUCUGAGAUAUUUAUUACUGGAAUGUUUUUUCUGUGUUUGUUGGUCAUUGUUCAAGAAUCGAGAUGUGUUUCACUGACGUGGUGGAGACAACCAAAAGCCAAACUGUGUCAUUGGGAAAGUUCUUUCUGGUCUAUCGAACAAGUUUAAAACUUGUGGCAUUUAAAAUGUUACAUUUUGUCCGUAAUAACAGUCAACAUGUAUGCCAUUUUUACAAAGGUAUUAGAGUACACUGGGUUUGACGGACAGACUAAUGACGGUAAACAUUUUAUUUCAAGGAAAUUGUUUCUUGUGGUGGUGAUGGGUGGAUUUCAACUACCUUCCUAGAGUCACUAGUCUUUCUUGGGAUGCUCGUUUGUUUUUUUUUAUACAUAUGCAUAAAGACUAUUUUAUACCUCCUAUUGUUUUUAUUUAUUUUUACAGCAGAUUCUAGUGACACGGUUGUGUCUGUUAUGUAAUUCAGAUCUCUUCAGAGACUGGGAUAGACGAGAGGUUGAAAGUUUGAGAUCAGGACUAGGGCUGUUGGCCUGGGUUUUUGCCUUUUGAAUUGCACAGGUUUUAAGUGACCGUGGAGUGAACUGACCUCCAUCUUUUUAACAUUAGUUAAAAACAGAGGAUUCUCCAAAUGGCGUGCCUCUUCUACAGUUACCGUCUCUGUCACGUCAGCAUUGUACUCUCACCAUAAAGUAUUCUCUGUCUUCUCUGUGAGCUCUUUCACUGAAUCGGUCACAACCCCAGAAAACUGGUAUUAUCACCUUUACUUCCUCCUUCAAUGACAGUGACAGUAAUCCAACUGACAUUUCUCAAGCUACACUUGUCUGUCAUCCUAACAUCUCCAUGUUUAGCUGUAACUAUAUGCUUCCUCCAAACUGUAUGCAGUAUUGUCUAAGCACAAUUAUGCACUAUGCAUUCUAGCAAUACAGCUAGCACCAGUUGUGAUCUGAAAAAA